This is a messenger RNA of Salvelinus namaycush (lake trout), 8550 nucleotides long. Its product is annotated as tensin-1-like. Gene Ontology annotation, molecular function: protein binding. The coding region runs from base 16 to 5826 and encodes 1936 amino acids. Gene Ontology annotation, biological process: fibroblast migration. The record is from RefSeq and is a predicted model, not a curated record. NCBI's taxonomy places the organism in Eukaryota, Metazoa, Chordata, Actinopteri, Salmoniformes, Salmonidae. The transcript is spliced from 31 exons.
UCUGAAUUUGCCUGGAUGGGAUGCACAGUGAGUUUCAUCUGUUGUGAAGACGACUUCCUGCAAAUGCCUCUUGGCCAACAUGAGAAAAAUAAAGAGGAUAAGAAACUGUUGAACAAGCCUGAAGAGUUUGAGGCGCUUCACUCACACACCUUCCGGGCGAAGACAUUCAAGAAAAGCAAGCACUGUGGGGUGUGCAAACAGACCGUCAGCCAGGAGGGGCUCAUCUGCAGAGUGUGCCGGCUGACUUGCCACAAGAAAUGUGAAAUAAAGGUGUCUUCGUCCUGUGUCCCUGCCACUAACUAUGAGCUGGCACCUGGUAACGACAUACCCCUGAAGUAUGUAGAGACUAUGGGUUCAACAAAGUCCACAAAGAGUAUGGAGUCUCGACGCAGAUCAUCAAGGAGUGUGAGUCUGCUGCAGGCCCUGGAGGAGAGCUAUGAGGUGGACCUGGUCUACAUCACCGAGCGGAUCAUCUCCGUCUCCUUCCCCAGCUGCGUGGAAGAGACCAGCUACGCCUCAAACCUCCGCGAGGUGGCCUCCAUGUUGCGCUCCAAACACCAAGACAACUACCUACUCUUCAACCUCAGCGAGAAACGGUAUGACAUCAACCAGCUCUACCCAAAGGUGUUGGACUUUGGCUGGCCGGACCACCACGCUCCUGCCCUGGAUAAGAUCUGCACUAUCUGUAAGGCCAUGGACACCUGGCUGAGCGCAGACAGUCACAAUGUGGUGGUGAUACACAACAAGGGGAACCGAGGGCGAACAGGAGUGGUGGUGGCAGCAUACAUGCAUUACAGCAACAUAUCAGCCAGUGCUGAUCAGGCCCUGGACAGGUUUGCCAUGAAGAGGUUCUAUGAAGACAAAGUACUUCCUGUGGGUCAGCCAUCUCAGAAGAGGUAUGUACAGUACUUCAGUGGUCUUCUUUCAGGACAUAUCAAGAUCAACAACAAACCCCUGUUCCUUCACCACGUCAUCAUGCACGGCAUCCCCAACUUUGAGUCCAAAGGAGGAUGCCGCCCUUUCCUCAAGAUCUACCAAGCCAUGCAGCCAGUCUACACAUCUGGGAUCUAUAAUGUCCAGGGAGACAGCCAGACCAGCAUCUGCAUCACUAUUGAGCCUGGCCUGCUGCUGAAGGGGGACAUUCUGCUGAAAUGUUACCACAAGCACUUCAGAAGCCCACAGCGGGAUGUGAUAUUCCGGGUGCAGUUCCAUACCUGCGCUGUGCAUGACUUGGGAAUCGUAUUUGGGAAGGACGAGUUAGACGAGACCUUCAAGGAUGACAGAUUCCCGGAUUUUGGAAAGGUGGAAUUUGUAUUUUCCUUUGGACCAGAAAAAAUCCAUGGUAUGGACCAUUUGGAGAAUGGGCCCACGGUCUCAGUGGACUACAAUACCCAAGAUGCUCUAAUCCGCUGGGACUCCAAUGAGAACUUCAAUCAGCAUUGCGAGGACACUAUGGAUGACGUCAUACACACACAGGGCCCUCUCGACGGCAGCCUCUACGCUAAAGUUCGCAAGAAGGAGUCCAUCGAGGGCUCGGUCACUGCCAACGGCCUAUCGCCUGCCGCCACCGAACACGUCCUACCUUCCGUCGACCAGGUCCUUCCCGCGGUCGACCAAGCCCUGUCGGUGAGCAGCGACUCUGGCAACUCCACCGCCUCUAUCAAGACUGACCGCACCGAUGAGCCAGCCCCGGCAGCAUCAGCGCAAGUCCCCCAAGCAGCCCUCCCAGUGAGCCAGCCACCAGCGACCCAGGAAAAGGUCCCAGAUUCGGGCACGGUCCCGGCCGUCCAGCCCAUCAGUCCCCAGGAGAAGCAGGAGCUGGAGCAGCUGCUCAGCGGCCUGGAGGGCCCCAUGCACCGCCAGGGCUACCUGUCCUCCCCAUCAGGUGGAGGGACAAGUAUAGGACUAGGAGGAGGAGGAGUUGGAGGAGGAAUACUUCACCUGGUGCCGGCCCAAGUUCACGUGAACGGCCACAACAGCAGAAUGGACAGGGAAACGGAUAUUCUGGAUGACGAGGUGGCACUGCCUACCAGCCAGGAGGGCAACAGCAUGGAUAGCCUGGGCACCCUGUCGUCCCUGGAAGGGAGAGCUACACCGGCAGACCUCUACUAUCAGGCUGAGACGGUCAUCAAUGGGCAGGACGAGGUCACCUAUCUGGAGAGGAGCAUCCCCCCGGAAAAUGCUGUCAUCAAUGUUGCCAUACGCUCACAGGAUGUGGCCGCUCAGGUUCCCGUCACAUUGGUGCGAAGCCUCUCCUCAGCUCAGGACGGGACAGGCGAGUCCAUCCCCCCGGCGAGCGAUUACAUUUUCAGCCAAAACGGGAACCUGUAUCGCUCGCAGUCGUUCGGUGCAGAGCAGAAACCCCUCCCCAGAGCACCAGCACGUACCACCAGUAGUCGUGAUGCCGUCCAACGGGGGCUCAACGUGUGGCAGCAAUAUGGCGUCCCAGAGGAGCCGGUGAUGGACGGCGUCCAUUUUGGCCCUUUUCCAUCCUCCAUGCCUCUACAGAGCCACCACAGCUUGCCACAGUUCCCCCACCACCAGACUGCCUCGCAGCAGGAGAUUGAGCAGUCCAUUGAGGCCCUCAACCUGCUGAUGCUAGACCUGGACCCAGGCUGUCCUUUGGGGCAGGUGCCCAAGUCCCAGAGCGCUCCGCCGGGGGAUAAUGUGGUGGUGGUGACCAUGCAACCGUCCUUCUCCCAGACCCAGGCCAGACCCUCCUACCAGGCCGACUCAGCUAUCUCGGGAAGCCAUGCUCCCCGCCUUGCCAAGGUCCCGCUGAGUUCAUCCCCCAUCCAGCCGUCCACGUCACCAGAGCCCUCUGCCGUCCAGAGACCCACAGCCAUCUACCAGCCCGGUCCCACUAUAGUCUCCGUCCCUGGCUUCCUCACGGAACCUUCCAGCCAAGGGGAAGCCUGGACCAGCUCUCCCACCCAGGUCCCCACUGCCAUUGGCCAGCUGCAGCUGAAGCCCAUUAACACGUACCCCCCCAGCACAAUGUCCUCGUCCCUGUCCCCAGAGCUCCAGCAGAGUCUCAGUGCCAUCUCCUCAUCGCCCCAGCUGAGAGAUGCCGAGCCUGAUGAAGUAUUCAACGUGGAGGGCUUAGUAGCCCAGCGCGUGGCAGGUGUCCAGUCCCAUGGGAUGUCAUUGGACGAGACAUUGGCCCUGCCCCGUCACCGCACCACCAGCGAAGGACAAUGCCACAAUGGCCACGAUGAAAACUUCUCUUACGAACCCCCAGUCCGCUCCCCCAUUCGCUGUGUCUCGCCGGAGUUCGUCAACACCUUAAAUCUGAAUCCUGGGGGGCGGCCCAAAGAGAGACACAUGCACAGCUACAGAGAGGCCUUUGAGGAGUUGGAAGGUGGCUCAGUCAGCCCCACGCCCGCUGUUGGUGGUGAGGUGUUCCCCCAAACCCCUGCCUUCCCCGUCUCGCCGCAAACCCCUUACUUCAACCUGUGCCAAGCUCGUUCCCCUCCAGGCCUGAUGAAGACCCCUCUCUCUGCCCUGGGCCUCAAACCCCACAACCCAGCCGAGAUCCACCUCAACCAGAGUGGCUCAGAGCCGCGGAGCUACGUGGAGUCGGUGGCCAGAUCAGCGGUGGCCGGCAGCGGACCACCAGGGUCACCUGUGACCCUCACCCCUCCAGGAGAGAUCUUGGCCAGACAGACGACCACUGACCCUGCCCCGACCCUCAACCUCCCACUGUCUAGCAGCAGCCCAAUCCACAGCUCAGAGGGAGAGCACAAAUUGGCUGACAGCAGUGCAAACAUCCCCUCACAAGCGGCCAGUGACUCCGGCUUCCGUUCCCAGCCUUCUGAGGGCGCGUCCCCCACCCCCACUCCCACCUCCGUCGCUAAUCCCAAGCCCUACCUCCAGGCCCUGGGAACCCCAUCUCCCUUCCUUCAAGCACAGGGUACCCCUACCUCCUCCUACCUGAGCUCCAACUCCCCCACCCUGUCCUACCUGUGCUCCCCCACCACCACACCCUCCUACCUAGGUCCCAGUGGCCUCAUGGGGAGCUACAUCUCCACCGACCCCAGCCCUCCCCAGGCCCAGCUGGAGGUAGCCCCCCGGGAAAGCCCUUUGGCUGUCCACCCUUCACCAGGAUCAGGAAGUCUCCACACACUGCAUUGCGACUCCAACAGUCCCUCUCUCCAACAUCGGCACCAGCCCACCAAUCAUGGCAGCCCUGUCAUGGGCCACCAGCCCUCUCCUGCCAAUGGCUUUGUGGAGUUUGGGAUCCCUGGGAUGGUAAUGGCGGGAAGUCCCGUGUUGGGCCGCCACCACUAUAACCUGUGUGUGUCCAAGGGGACACAGUCCAGCCCAGUGCUGAGUCGACAGCCCUCCAUGUCCCAGAGGAGCCCUGUCCUGAGCCGACAACCAUCCCUGACGCAGGCCUCCCAGGGCAGCCCCGUGCUCAGCCGCCAGCCCUCCCUCACCUACAGCCAGCCUAUCCAGAGCAGUAUCCAGAGCAGUCCGUUGCUGAGUCGACAGCCGUCCAUCACCCACCAGCAGGGCAGUGGUAAUAGUCCGGUGCUGGACCACCACCCGUCCCUCGGCCAGAUGUCACAACGCAGUCCGAGUCUGGACCGACACCCUAUGUUGCAUAGUAGCGGCUACACCACCCCGGACGAGAGGCACGGCACCCUGUCCCGACAGAGCAGCUCCUCAGGAUACCACCCACCCUCCACGCCCUCCUUCCCCCUCUCCCCUGCAGGCUACCUGGACGGGGGGAUGAUGAUGGGGCUAAGGCAGGGCAGCCCGGCCCCCCUGGCGCAGGCUCAGCCCCAGCUGCCAGAGAAGAGGCGCAUGUCGAGUGGGGAGAGGCCCAACGGGGGGCUCUCUUACGGGACGCUGAACGGGAAAAUGUCCUCACCUAUGUCGAGUGGAGGGAGCACACCCAGCACCAGCUACUUUCAAACACUGCCAGACUUCUCCAAGUUUAACAUGUCUGACGGGAGUCCCGAGACCAGGCUGAAUGUAAAGUUUGUUCAGGACACUUCCAAGUUCUGGUACAAGCCUGACAUCUCCCGUGAACAAGCCAUCAGCCUGCUGAGAGAGAGAGAGCCCGGGGCCUUUGUCAUUCGGGACAGUCACUCCUUCCGAGGGGCCUAUGGCCUGGCCAUGAAAGUGGCCUCUCCUCCUCCCACUGUACAGCAGACCAAGAAAGCUGGUGACAACACUAAUGAGCUGGUGAGGCACUUCCUGAUUGAGACAAGUCCUAAGGGAGUGAAGCUGAAGGGAUGUCCCAACGAACCUUACUUUGGAUGUCUGUCGGCUCUGGUGUACCAGCACGCCAUGACUCCACAGGCCCUGCCCUGUAAACUGGUCAUUCCUACCAGAGAUAUCCACGAGGAUGUGCCGGAUAUUGCCACACCAACCAACCCGGCAGCUGAACUCCUCAAACAAGGAGCCGCAUGCAAUGUGCUGUACAUCAACUCGGUGGACAUGGAGUCUCUGACGGGACCUCAGGCCGUCGCCAAGGCCAUCUCGGAGACGGUGGCUGCCGUGUCCCCGCCCACCGCAACCAUCGUGCACUUCAAGGUGUCGGCCCAAGGCAUCACCCUGACCGACAACCAGAGGAAGCUUUUCUUCCGGCGCCACUACCCCAUCAACACUGUCACAUUUUGUGAUAUCGACCCUCAGGAGAGAAAGUGGAACAAACCUGAAGGGGGCACAGCCAAGUUCUUUGGAUUCGUGGCUCGGAAGCAAGGAAGCACAACUGACAACGUCAGUCACCUCUUUGCCGAGAUGGACCCCGAUCAGCCCGCCAGCGCUAUCGUGAACUUUGUUUCCAAGGUGAUGAUCGGCUCGCAGAAACAAUGAGCUGAACUUUUGACGACCCCUGUUUUUUUUGUUUUUUUUGUUCUUUUUAACCACGGAGGAAAUGUAUGUUCUAUUUUGGAUUUUGUUUGUACUAUUUUGUUCUGAUCUUAUGUGUCACCUCUUUCCUUCUGAUCUUGUCUUUUACUUGUGAGUGCACGUGGUGUUCACGCACGUGUGUGUUCUUCUUGGAAGGACUCCUGUGUGGAGCUAACUAGGGGGAUAGAGGAAGUGCAGUUUGUGGUUGUGGCUAUGUGGGAUGUUGGCUUUGGGGGGCCAUUGUGAUCUCUCUAGCAGGGUAACACAAGAACAGGAAGGAUAAAUUAUGUCAGUGAUGUCAGUGAGCAUGGUUCGUUAAAAAAAAGAGAAGAAGAAGUAAGGUUGUGUGACGUAAAGAAGUGUUAAGCUACCAGGCGUUUGGACUGGUCAACCAAAGAUUUUUGUUAAAGCAGCCAUUGGCGAGUAUUCCACUGUCGGAAGGUCUGUUGGAAAUUAUAUUUUGUAAAAAAAUAAGUAUUAAUCAAAAAAAAAUCAUUUAAAUUUUCUUUCUAUAUACAAGUACUGAUACUGUAUGUAUGUUAUUCUUAAAGAGUUUGCAUCUUUGCCUUCUUCGCAAAGCGUAUUCCAGGACAUUUUUGCAUGCUGGCGAGUAGAGUUAAUGUAAAUAUCACGGAGUGCUUUCUGGGUAAGGCGUGGAUGACUUGGGGCCUGAAAUGUUUGUUUUUAUUUUUAUGCUUUCUGUAAUAAAAAAAGGAAAGAGAAAGAAAGAAGCAUACCUGCUCUCUUCUACAUACAGACCAAAUUUGUAAUGGGCAAACACACUGUUCUCCUCCAACUUCCAUUGUUCUUUUUCCCUCUUCUGUUUAACGGUUGAAGGAUGGAGGAUGGAUAGAAGCUUGUCCAGUUCAGUCCAACUAUUCCCCUACACAGUGGUAUUUUAACCCCAUAAUGUCUUUGGUAGCUGAAAUCUGCUGUUACCCUACUUCUAGACCAACCUGCAAUGCACCCAUCUAUGGGGAAAUGUUGGUUAGGCUGAAUGGUUACCCGUUGUGUGUUUAACAUUGAAAAACUGCCACUCCUCUCCUCUGUGCAUGUAUGAGCAUCAUGGAAGAACAGAGUUCCCUGCUGAUUUUUGAACGGCGGACGGGUUUGGGCAAUGAGAGCUUAUGUCCAGGUUGUUACUGCUACAGCAUCAAGCUCUCUCUUCUCCUUUGGAAGAUUGCAAAUAUUCUACCCUUGCAACCAUCUUAGUAUAGAUGGCCACUAUCUCUACACAUCAGCCUGUCAAACUUGUGACACCCACAUCAUACCCACAAGGAAGCUAUAUACAUAUAAAUAUACAUAUAUAGAUAUAUAUAAAACUUCAACAAAAUAUUUAUUUUUUGCUCUGUCGCUCUAUGUUAACUCAUAUUACUUGUAUACAUAUAUUGUAUAGUCUACAUCAAGAUUACUGAAAGUGUCGAAAAAAAAGUGCAUCAAAAUAUAUAUGGUGUAAAGUGUAUGUAUUUUAAAGCUUGUCAUUGUUGUUUUGAGUAUGUUUUUCCACUGCAUUACUUUGUCUUUGUAGGAAACGUCCUUUGUUAGAUGGGAGAAAGAGCGGCUAGGAAAGUUCUUUGUUGCAAUAGUCAUGGAUUCAUCCUAAAUGGAGACAACAUUUUAUGCUUAUGUCCAAAUGAAAACGGCCUAAGAAGGAAUGGUCAGAGUUAAACACUUAAAUAUUUUCAUGUGAAAUAUCAACACCCAUUUGUAGUUGGCAAAACAGUGAGAUGAUUGAAAUGACUACUUCAUGUAAACAGACUUGCUGUUCUCAGAAUGUUUGGAGGCAAAAUAUUACUUCUUUGAUUACAUCCUCAAUCUAACAUCACAGGUUUAGUAAAUCACCACCAGAAGUAUUCUCCUGAGCAAUUCCACAUUUUGUUAUAUAGGGCCUACUGCCCUCAUGUGGUAAAACACAUUUUAACUACCCAUUGUGUUUUUACUGUAGUGUUUUAACUGUGAUUUCAGCAAUGACCUUCAGUAGACAAGCAAUACUCAAAUGGGCAGUGCUGAGUUUAAAUUAUUAUUUACUGAAUGAGGAAGACUUUUAUGCCCAAAUAUUAGGUCAAUAUUUUGCUGUUUUUAUUUUGUGAAUGUCCUCAUUCAAUUCAAUUAUGUUUGGAUCAGGGUAGCCGUAACUCAAUGGUCAAAUAUACUCCAGUAAAAAAAAAAAAACGUAGCACUUAUAAAUGGGAUUCUGUCAUGUCAAAAUACACAGAAAUAGUUUGCAUGUUCAGUCCACUUCUUUUAACUCAAUGUUUUGUAUCACCUAGGUAUUUUCUGUUCAAGCUCAACUGUCUUCUCCCGUGGCUUCUUCGCUUGUUCAACUAUUCACUCCUCUUCAAUGAGAAUCCCUCCAUUUUCAAUGAAUCUUAUUUAUUGUUUUGAUAGUCACAACUGAAACAAUAUAUGUGGCAAAAACAUGGUAGAUUCUGCAUUUGUGUAUGAGCAACCUGUGAUAAGUGGUUGUUGAGUAAAUCACCCUCUACCACAAACGAAUGUUAGUAAACAAAAACAAAUUGUGUAAGAAGUCUCCUUUGACGUAUGUGUGCCCACUGAGGAAAUAGCCUAGACUUAAAAUGUGUGAAUGUGCUACUAUGCCUGUACAGAACCUUAUGUAUUUUGAUUUGCUUUACGGUAUGGCUUUUAUUGUUUCUGAGAAAAAACACAUUAAAAAGUAAUACAAAUCAC